AGGUUAAUUCUUUUAAAAUAUCACGUAGUGGGUACCGUACUAUGGGAGUUGUUGCUUCAGCUUUCAAUUUCUGUAAAGUCCCGUUUUAUAGCUGUAUCAUGCAUGUACUUCGUAUUUACUUGUAUCAUUACCUCUCUAUUUCUUAAUUCAACAAUCUUUGGUCUUCUUCAAUGGCAUCCGAGAUCUCAUUCGCCGGAAUUUUCGCUAUUAGCGCUACCGCUGCUUGUUUUGCCGAGUUCUGUACGUUACCUCUAGACACGGCUAAAGUUAGACUACAGCUGCAAAAGAGAGCAGGAUCAUUGGAAGGUGCCGGUGUAUCCAAGUACAGGGGAUUAUUAGGUACAGUUGCUACAAUUGCUAAGGAGGAGGGUUUAUUGGCUCUUUGGAAAGGCAUUAUUCCCGGCUUACAUCGGCAGUGUAUUUAUGGAGGCCUAAGGAUUGGGUUAUAUGAGCCUAUCAAGACCUUCUUUGUAGGCAGCUAUUAUGUUGGAGAUGUUUCCUUAUUCAGUAAAGUUCUUGCUGCUCUUAUUACUGGUGCAAUAGCAAUUGCUGUGGCUAAUCCGACUGAUCUUGUAAAAGUUCGUCUUCAGGCUGAAGGUAAAGCUGGUACACCUAGGCGAUAUGAUGGUGCUUUCGAUGCAUACUAUAUGAUAGUGAAACAGGAAGGGCUGGCAGCUUUGUGGACAGGAAUUGUGCCAAAUAUUGCAAGGAAUGCUAUUAUUAAUGCUGCUGAACUGGCCAGUUAUGAUCAUCUGAAAGAGAUAAUAUUAAAACUUCCAGGAUUUACGGAUAGUGUUUUAACUCAUCUACUAGCUGGUUUAGGUGCUGGAUUCUUUGCAGUAUCUAUUGGUUCUCCAGUUGAUUUGACCAGAAAUUUUUGAGAGAAGAUAUAUUUAUAAGAAAUGCACCAAAAUGUGGCAUAGCUGGUUCUUCCAUGCCACUCUUAUAAAAGAAGGGAAGAGAAGAGAAGUUUUAGAGGAUGGAUAGUAGCAACCAGCAACUUCUUUUUUUCUUUUUGCUAACAAUGGUGUCCGGGCCAGCUUGCGCGCACCUCGACUAAUUCCACGGAAUACUUGUCACCUCCCGCUAACAACAGGUACCAGGUAACUUUAUCCACCAAGACUAGAACAAAUGGGAAGAAAUCACCUAGUGUUUGUUUCUGUUGGUAAUUGAACCCGAGACUUCUUGGUGCUCAACCCAACUUCAUGGAACCUUUAGGCCACACCCUUGGAUGCACAACUAGCAACUUAAUUGUCUACACCUUUUCGUUUCAAGCUUUUGUGGGUCUCAAGUUGAGUUUUGUGAUUAAAAGAUUUAUCAUAGUUAGACUAUGUUUAUGUUGAUUGUUAACCUACUGCAAGCCUCUUUCUCUAUCUGAAUGCCGGACCAGCUAUGGAUUGUGAAGCUCAUAUAGGCAGAGAUGAUUUAAACCUUAGGUCACUAUUAGUAAAGAAGAAUAAAAGUAAUCAUAGAAUCUGGUAGAACCAAUACAAGCAUUGUCUUGUAUAUUGCUUAGCUAGAUAUUAGUGCAUUUUAUCUUUCCAGCAAUUUAUUUUGGAAGAAAAGUUAAAGAAUAAAACUUUAUCCUUAUAAAAAAAAAAAAAAGAAAGUGAAAGAAUAAGUAAGUUGUAGUUGAGGUUAUGUGUCUAUACCAUUAUACUCUUGGGACUUAGCUAUAUCUGUCAUGCUUGGUUGCAUGUUCGAAUUCCAUUCGGAUCUCGUAAACCAUACCAAAAGUUUUAGUUUGUACUAGAAAGUGGAUAUCCCCUUCAGACCGACUUAAAAUCCCAUCAAGCUUUUUCAUGUUAUUGUUGAUAGCUAUGUUACUCUAACUCUUUGUUUUUCAAAAAUGAAGUUCUUGAUGAAAUUUUUUAAUAUGGAGGUAUGGGAAGGCAUCAUAGAGAAAUUUGAGAAUCAGUUGGCUUCAUGACAGAUGCAAUAACUUUCUUUAGGGGGCAGGCUGACAGUCAUAAAAAUGUCCUAGACAACAUUCCCUCAGACUGCAUGCCCCUCUGCCCGUUGUAAAAAAUGAUAUAGCUACAGCGUGACACAAUGAGAAGGAAAUUCCAUAAUCGAAACAAGUUUCAACAUUAGCCAGACUAAUUUGUGAGGCAGUCAAAGGUGUUAAAUUACGAGCGAGAGUUUUAUUUUUCUAACGCUUACGUUAUUUUUUGUCUUUGCUGGGUGUCCUUUGAGCAGGUUCCAUAGCGUCGGAAGAUGAACUCAAAACCCCACGGUUAUACUUUUUCUAUUCUUACAUCAAAUGCUUUUUGCGGAAUGUGUAAUCCAACAUUGCAAGAAAAUGCUCCACUUCCACAAACUACUACCAACCAAGCUCCAUGAAAUGUUCUUCAACCAUACUAAGUCCAAUUUAACCAAGAUCCUCCAAACCAAAAUCUACCCAAUUUGGAAAAUGAAAUUGAGUAACAUGACCAACAAGGGGAUGAUGAUGAGCAUCUUAAUGAUGAUUAUGGUGUUCAAGAGAAUAUACCAAGGGGACUAGGUGGACCACGAGGACGGAGAGGUAGGCAUGGUCAAGUUCCAUAAAGAGAAAGGAUCGGGAAAUCCAGAUCGACUUAGAGGCCAAGGAGAAUAUAAUCAGAACCAAGGCAGAUAUAAGGGACGAGAUAUAGGUCUCAGUUCCAUCAAAGUCACUCUUCCUAUUUUCAAGGGAGGUAGUGAUCUUGAGGCGUAUCUUAAUUGGGAGUUGUAAUGUGAGUGGAUUUUCCAAACCCAAGAAAGCCACAUAUGCCAUUGGAAUUUGUGGUAUUUGCUUCGACUGUGUAGGAAUCCAUGAGUAGACUUCAAAGGGCUCAUGGUAAUGUCUACACCCCAAAAUGGGAUGAAUUGAAAAGACCCAUGAGAAUCAAAUAUGCGUCAGAAAGGAAUAAGCAAGAACAACUCAUGAAGCUUUAUAACUUGAAGCAAGUGAGAAAAAGUAUAGAGAGAUACUAUGAUGAGCUCCAAGUCAUGUGUUAAGAGUCCCACAUCGGAAAAGGGAUGAACAAUUGAUAUCCUUAUAUGGACUUGAGCAAUUCUCCCUGAUGAGCUGGCUGAGCUAGCUUUUGGGGUUGAUUUAGGCCUAAGAUCCAUUUCUUUACAUAGUAUUAGAGCCAAACCCAUCCCAAAUCUUUGUUCAAUGAUUUUGGGCCCGUAUAUUAUUGUAAUACCCCGAACUUUCUUUAAAGUCUAAUUUAGUCUCCAGAAGAUUUAGGGAUGACUUCCUAAGUGAGUAAUGUUUAAAUCAAAUAGAAUUUUCCUAAUUUUGACUUUUUAUCAUGUGGGAAUUGAAUUAGCUUUCCAAUGAUACCAAUUUCGUCAAAAUCCGAUGUCAGGAUAGAAAGUUAUGGCUGAAUUGCAGGAUUUUGAGGAUAUAUUUCCCAAAGAGCAUCCAAGAGGAUUCCCUCUACUAGGGGAAUUGAGCAUCAAACUAACUUUGUGCCAGGUUCACGAUUACCAAACAAGGCAGCUUAUAGAAGCAACUCCUAGGAUACAAUAGAGCUUUAAAGGCAAGUUGAAGAGCUCCUCAACAAAGGCUAUGUGAGGGAGAUCGUGAGUUUGUGUGUUGUUUCGGUUAUCUUAGUUCCAAAGGAGGAUGGAACGUGGCACAUGCGUGUUGAUUGUCGAGCCAUUAACAAAAUCACGAUAAAAUAUUAUCAUCCCAUACCUAGACUUAAUGACAUGCUAGUUAAUUUAAAUGGUUCAUGUGCUUUCUUAAAAUUGAUCUUAAGAGUGGUUACCAUCAAAUUUGGAUGAACCCAAGGGAUGAAAGGAAAAUGACAAUCAAGACCAAGAUUGGUCUCUAUGAAUAGAUGGUAAUGCCUUUUGGUCUCACCAACGCUCUUAGCACUUUCAUACGCUUAAUAAAUCAUGUUAUGAAGCCUUUCAUAUGCAAAUUUGUGGUUGUUUAUUUUGAUGAUAUCUUAGUGUAUAGUAAGACCAUUAAUGAACAUGUUGAGCAUUUGAGAUGUGUCUUUGGUGUGUUUUGGCAAGAACAACUUUAUGCUAAUCUUGAAACGUGUCUUUUUGUGUUGAUGAAGUUGUUUUGUUGGGUUUUAUUGUGAGCUCAAAGGGCGUUGAGGUUGAUGAAUCCACGAUAGACUCUUAAAAAUUAACUAGUUCCAAAAUCCAUAGGCGAUGUUAGUAGCUUCAAUGGCUUGUCUAGUUUCUAUAGGUGGUUUGUCAAAGGAUUUAGUACUAUAGCCGCCCCUUUAUAUGAGGUAAUCGGGAAUAAUAAGCCUUUUAAGUGGAGUGAUGAGCAAGCAAAGGCCUUUCAGACCGUGAAAUCAAUGCUUAGCUCCUCUCGUUUGUUACAAUUAUUUGAUUUGGAAAAAAUGCUUGAAGUUGAAUAUGAUACUAGUAAAGUAGGCAUUGGAGCUAUCUUAAUGCAAGACCGAAAACUCGUUGCUUAUUUUAGUGAAAAACUAUAAGCUGCAAUUUUGAACUAUUCUACUUAUGAUCUUGAAUUUUAUGCUUUGAUUAGAGCAUUGGGUAAUUGGUACAUUACUUGUUCCCAAAGAAUUUGUCAUUCAUACCGAUCCUUGAAACAUCUUUGGGACCCCGAAAAGUUAAACAAAAGGCAUGCCAAUUGGAUUGAAUUUCUUGAAACUUUCCCCUAUGUAAUCACCAAUAAAAGAAGGUAAAGGAAAAUGUGGUGGCCGAUGCCUUAUCUAGAAAACAUGUUUUGGUUAAUAUUUUGUCCUCUAAAUUGAUGAGUUGUGAAUGCUUAAAGUCAUUGUAUCCCAAGGGCCCUACUUUGCCAAAAUCUCUAGAUUGCGAAUAAUGGAAAAACAAAAGGUGGGCAAGGGAUAGGUCCUCUAUUCCCUUUUCAACAUUUGAUGUUUCUUGUUCAAAGGAAAGAGGCUUUAUGUACCAUGAGCUCUUGGAGGGAGUUUUUUGUGAGGGAGGCAUAUGAUGGGGGAUUGAUAUGUCACCUUGGUAUGGAUAAAACCUUGGGAAUUCUUGAAGAGCAAUUUUAUUGGCCUAAAAUGCAAGCCGAUGUUGCUAAAAUUUGUGGUUAAUGUGUUGAGUGUAGAAGUACUGAAUCUAGACUUCUUCCCCAAGGUUUGUAUACCCAUCUUCCCACUCCUCAAAGACCUUGGUUAGACACUUCCAUGGAUUUUGUAUUGGGCUUACCAAGGACGAAAUAAGGAAAGGAUAGCAUUUUUGUGGUUGUUGACCGAUUCUCUAAAAUGGCACAUUUCAUUGCAUGUAAUAAAUUUGAUGAGGCUUCUAAUGUCUCCUCUUUGUUUGUAUGUGGUCAAAUCGCAUGAUAUUCCCAAGAUCAUAGUGAGUGAUAGGGAGUCCAAGUUCCUUAGCCACUUUUGGAAAGCAUGGUAUGGUCCCGUCUUGGGACGAGUGGGUGAUAGGGACUCCAAGUUCCUUAGAAUAAAAAUGAUCGUAGCUGUUGAAUCCUUCAAGAACCAUUGUGAGACAGCGUUGCUGCUUUUGUUUGUCACUGUAAAAUAAUUGUGACCCUUCAAAAAACCCUUUGUUUUGGCCCCACUUAGUGGGCAAAAAAAUGUCAUUUUAAGUCCCCAUUUCGUUACCAGUGAAUACUUAGCUUUUGAGUUUUUUUUUUUUGGGUAAUUCCAUUUCUUUUGAGCAUCGUUCGAUAUACAUUCUCAGUCCUUGUGCCCCGGGAUCAUGUUAUAUAUGUCCAAAAAUAUUUUUCUUAAUUUGUUGUCAUCGUAGGGUACAAAAA
Messenger RNA from Capsicum annuum, 5704 nucleotides. RefSeq names its product mitochondrial uncoupling protein 2. Gene Ontology annotation, biological process: mitochondrial transmembrane transport; mitochondrial transport. NCBI's taxonomy places the organism in Eukaryota, Viridiplantae, Streptophyta, Magnoliopsida, Solanales, Solanaceae. Bases 171 to 881 code for a protein of 236 amino acids. The record is from RefSeq and is a predicted model, not a curated record. Gene Ontology annotation, cellular component: mitochondrial membrane. Gene Ontology annotation, molecular function: oxidative phosphorylation uncoupler activity. The transcript has 7 exons.